Molecule: messenger RNA, 1860 nt
Organism: Ipomoea triloba (trilobed morning glory)
Lineage: Eukaryota; Viridiplantae; Streptophyta; Magnoliopsida; Solanales; Convolvulaceae
Product: wee1-like protein kinase
Exons: 10
Coding region: 91-1602 (503 amino acids)
Biological process (GO): protein phosphorylation
Molecular function (GO): protein kinase activity; ATP binding
Source: RefSeq, a predicted model, not a curated record
UAGACUCUACUAAUAUUACCAAAUCCACAUAUAUAUACUCACCGAUUUGUGUUUCAAAAACAACAGCAUCAGUAUCAAGCACGCUUGAAAAUGAAUCAACAGAAGAGGAGUAGCAAGGCGAGGCUUCCAAUGGCGAAGAAAAGCUUCAAGAGGAGUAACCUAAAAACCGACAAGACGCUCAAGAGUUCACUGACGAGACACUUCACGCUCGGCCACCAAUCUUCAGCCACCAUUUCUUCUUCUUCUUCAUCCCAACCCUCUGGAUUCCAGAGCCUUCUUGACUGCGAAGCUCAUCCGCCAGCUCAAUCGCACUUUCCCUCCACGUCAUCUGUCGAUGCCGCCGAUGCUGGUGUUGAUGAGAAAGAUUUCAUUCUUAGCCAGGAUUUCUUUUGUACACCCGAUUAUAUUACGCCCGAUGCGCCGGCUAUUCCAAAUGCGUUUAAUAAUGAAACGGAUAAUUUAAUUUGUCCCGGGUCACCAGAGAAAAUUAGAACUGUUGGGAGCAAAAUGCGGAGUUUGGAUGGACUCUCAGUUUCCUUUACUUCCAACUUUUCUAGUCAGCAACCAUUGCCUGAAGCUGUAGAUGAUACUUCUGGGGUAGAUGAGACAAUGUUGGAAAGCACAAUCAAGUUGCAGAAGAAUCACAGUUAUGUUUCUCAGUCUGCUGUGGCCUUAAGGUGUAGAGUUAUGCCUCCUCCGUGCAUUAAAAACCCAUACCUUAAGGAUGCAUCAGAAACAGAUAUUGAUCCUUUUGGAAACCGGAGAUCCAAAUGUGCAGCUUUUUGGCCUGCAGUUUGGGACAAUGAUGGUCUUUCACGCUACCGGACAGAUUUCCAUGAAAUUGAGCAAAUUGGCAGUGGAAAUUUCAGCCGUGUCUUCAAAGUCUUGAACCGAAUUGAUGGUUGCAUGUAUGCAGUGAAACAAAGCACGAGACAAUUGCAUCUGGAGUCUGAAAGGAGAAAGGCAUUGAUGGAAGUUCAAGCGCUUGCUGCUUUAGGAUACCAUGAGAACAUUGUUGGUUAUUAUACUUCUUGGUUUGAGAAUGAUAAACUUUAUAUACAGAUGGAACUCUGUGAUCACAGCCUAUCUGUCCAGAGAACCAAAUUAUUCACAGAAGGAGAAAUAUUGGAAAUACUGUAUCAGAUAGCCAAGGCACUGCAGUGUGUGCAUGAGAGAGGGAUUGCCCAUUUAGAUGUAAAACCAGACAACAUAUAUGUGAAAAAUGGUGUUUAUAAGCUGGGGGACUUUGGAUGUGCAACACUUGUUGAUAGUAGCUUGCCAAUUGAGGAGGGCGAUGCACGCUAUAUGCCCCAAGAAAUCCUCAACGAGAACUUCGAUCACCUUGACAAGGUUGAUAUCUUUUCCUUGGGUGUUGCUAUGUAUGAGCUUAUUAGAGGAUCUUCACUGCCAGAGAGUGGGCUUCAUUUGCUGAACCUCAAGGAAGGAAAAAUGCCUCUUCUACCAGGUCAUUCAUUGCAGUUUCAGAAUCUACUCAAGGUGAUGAUGGAUCCAGAUCCUACCCGGAGACCUUCAGCUAAAGAUCUUGUAUAUAAUCACAUUUUUGAGAGGCGACAAAGAUCCACAGCGAACAAGAUGCAUUGAAAAACGUAUUGGGAGCUCAAAAGCUAAAGCUUGUGGAGAUGUUAGUGGCAGGAGAAACAAUAACGGAAAAGAGUACUUCAUGGCAUGCUUCCUAGUUCUGUAUAUAUUGUUCCACAGGAGAGGGUCUCCGGUAUUUUGCGCCAGUUGGUUUUUGAAUGGUCUAAUUUUGUUAAGGCCCGGAAGAAGUUAUAAAAGCUGCUCUUUUGUCAAGUUUAUAUCAAACAAGGAUAUUUAUUUGUAUUUUGGCAGUUUCAGAAA